Molecule: messenger RNA, 2774 nt
Organism: Nomascus leucogenys (northern white-cheeked gibbon)
Lineage: Eukaryota; Metazoa; Chordata; Mammalia; Primates; Hylobatidae
Gene: TERB1
Product: telomere repeat binding bouquet formation protein 1
Biological process (GO): homologous chromosome pairing at meiosis; meiotic attachment of telomere to nuclear envelope
Source: RefSeq, a predicted model, not a curated record
UUUACAGAUGAGGAUACAGAGCCUCAAAGAAUUUAAUCAACCUGCUUGAUAUUACACAUCUAAUAAGUUGCAGAUUCAACUUAUUAAACAAAAUAUAAGGAAAAAGAAUAUAGACAAGCAUGGAAAGUGAAGACACAAAGAAAACACAAGAAAUGAAGACUGACCUGAACUUAUUAUUGGAGUGUCUAAAGUAUCAAAUGGACAAUGCUUUUUCACAAAAGGAGGCUUUGGUCACUAUUCAUUCAAUUUGUCAACAAAACAGUAAUGCAAGUGUUUAUUUUCGGGAAAUUGGUGGUUUGAUGUUUGUAAAAAAUCUUGCAAAGUCAAGUGAACAUAGCAUGGUAAAAGAAGCAGCCUUAUAUACAUUAGGAGCUAUUGCAGAAAAAAAUGUUUACUGUCAGCAGACUUUGUGUACUUCAGAGUUGUUUGAAGACUUAACUUGGUUCUUAUCUAAUGAUUCAAACAUAAAUUUGAAAAGAAUGUCUGUUUAUGUUAUUUUGGUUCUGGUUUCAAAUAAUAGGACCGGACAAACACUCGUGAGAGAAACAGGUUGUAUUACAGUUCUGUCACGGUUAUUCAGGACAGUUAUUUCAAAACAUGAGUUGGAUUUGUCAGAUAAAAAUGUUUUCCAGAGUUAUCAGUUGUGGUCUUCAGUGUGUAGUACUCUGUGUGUCUGCGUCAACAAUCCUCAAAAUGAUGAGAAUCAAAUGUUUUGCUGUUCCCUUUUUCCACAUGCUAAUGAAUGGCUAAAAAAUUGCAUGACACCUGAGAUAAUUCGCCCUAUUUGCUCAUUUAUUGGACUCACUCUUGCAAAUAACACAUAUGUUCAGAAAUACUUCGUAUCUGUGGGUGGACUGGAUGUAUUGUCUCAAGUUCUCAUGCAACUGGAAUCUGAUUCACAUGAGACUCUUUCCAGUGCUAAACUUGCAGUGGUUGUGACAAAGACUGUGGAUGCAUGCAUUGCUGAUAAUCCUACUUUUGGGAUAGUACUCUCCAAGUACCACAUUGUUUCAAAACUUCUGGCAUUACUGCUUCAUGAAAGUCUGGAUUCAGGAGAAAAAUUUAGCAUCAUUCUUACUCUUGGUCAUUGCACAGAGGAUUGUGAGGAAAAUCAGUAUGACCUUUUUAAAAACAAUGGGCUUCCACUCAUGAUUCAAGCCUUAACUGAAUCUCAGAAUGAGGAACUGAACAAAGCUGCUACAUUUGUGCUUCACAACUGCAAAAAAAUUACUGAGAAAUUAUCUCUAAGUCUAGGAGAAUGUCCUUUUGAUGAAAAUGAAACACAGCAAUUAAAGGACAUAAAUGUGAAGGAGAAUAAUCUUGAAGAGCACUGGAGGAAAGCAAAGGAAAUUCUACACAGAAUAGAACAGCUUGAAAGAGAAGGAAAUAAGGAAGAAAUACAAAGAGAAACCUAUCAGGAUAAUAUUUCAUCUAUGAACAUAAGUAUUCAGAAUACAUGGAAACGUCUCCAUGCAGAUCAGAUUGGUCGAGGUAGCAAAGCAGAAGAUGAGGAUAAAAGCCAUUCUAGACAGUUUCAGAGUUAUAAAUCCCAUGGAGUCAUGUCUAAAGCAUGUACAAAUGAUGACCAAAUGAAGACACCGUUAAAGAGCGCAAAUCCAGUCCAUGCUUGUUACAGGGAGAGUGAGCAAAAUAAGACUUUAUAUAAAGCCAAGUCAAGCUGCAAUCAAAACUUACACGAAGAAACUACUUUUGAAAAGAAUUUUGUUUCUCAAUCAAGUGACCAUGUUUUUAAACACCCAGUUCACAUUGCCAAAAAUAUAAAGCAGCAGUUACCAGUAACAGAUCCAUUUACAUUAUGUUCAGAUAUAAUAAAUAAAGAAGUAGUCAGUUUUCUAGCAACUUCCAGUUCCAAAAUGUUGACGUAUAGGUGCUCGGGUUGCAUAGCAGUAGAAAAAUCCCUGAAUAGCCGAAACUUUAGCAAGCUCUUGCACUCUUGCCCAUACCAAUGUGAUCGUCACAAAGUCAUUGUGGAAGCUGAAGACAGAUAUAAAAGUGAACUAAGGAAAUCACUUAUCUGUAACAAAAAAAUUCUGCUGACCCCACGUAGAAGACAACAACUCAGUAAUGAAUCUACUACCCCUGGAGGAAUAAAAAAAAGAAGAAUUCGCAAAAACUUUACUGAAGCAGAAGUAAAUUACCUUUUCAAUGGAGUUAAGAAAAUGGGAAAUCACUGGAAUUCAAUUUUGUGGUCUUUCCCCUUUCAGCAAGGACGGAAGGCUGUGGACCUUGCUCACAAAUACCACAAGCUGACCAAACGCCCCACAUGUGCAGCUUCUUGAUUGAAAGAAGACUGUCAGUUUUUAGUUUGGAUUCUUAAAAUACAGGGCCUUGAAAGAUACAUUUAAAGUAUUUUUCUAAACUCUCAUGAGAAGGAAUGUGGAAAUGAGGAUACAGUUUUCAUUAAACAGUUUUUGUGAUGCUGAAACUCAUCAAAUUACAAUGAUUUAUAAAGCAAAUAUAUCUUCAGUGUACAGAUUAGUAAGAAAAUUCCUUCAUAAAAUCAAACAUUUGUUUAGGAAUAUGCUUUUAUUUUUCCUUAAGCUUAAAGGACACAGAGAAAAGAAUUAGCCUUUGAAUGUUAUUUGACAUUAUAUUGCCAUAAAUACUAUGUGAGACAUUUGGAUUUUAGUAUUUUUAUAUGGUACAAAAGUCCCUCCCCAGAAUUCAGAAAGAAUAGUUCCCCAAGCUAUUUAACUAAGGUUCCCACACACUGAAUCAAUAUUUGACAUUUUGCUAAUUAAAAUGAUUCUUUG